This is a messenger RNA of Coregonus sp. 'balchen', 12408 nucleotides long. The record is from the annotation of a GenBank genome assembly. Lineage: Eukaryota; Metazoa; Chordata; Actinopteri; Salmoniformes; Salmonidae.
AUGGGGACCAAACGCCUCAGUCUGAAUCCCUUUGACACAUUUAAUCUAUCCAAUCAAAGCGCUUCCGACCGGAACCCUCAGCCAAUCAGCCAGAUCUCCCGCGAAACAAGUCCCAGACCUGAAACUAUGGCCCUGACAGACAGAGAGAGGGAGAGGAUCAGAGAACAGGAAUGGAGGAGAGAAAGAGAAAUGGAGAGAUUGAAGGACAAAACAAGAAAUAGAAGAAAAGAGAUGGAACCUGGACCAAGAGAGAGGAACAGAGAGAAGGAUUGUGCCCCCAUAUCCAGAGGGAGGGAGGAGGAAAGGGAAUGGAGAGAGAGAGGAAGGGGGAGAGCGGGAGAGAGACGUGCCAACGGAAGACCUACUUCAAAUAUGGAGAUCGGGAACGACAGAGACAGAGAAAAGGAGAGAAAGAAAGGAGACACGUUUCCUAGAAUGACAAGAAAUAGCAACGAGAGAGACAGAAGAAUGAGUGCAUUUGUGGAGGAAGAUGUGGGGAAAGAAGGAACGAGACAAUUGGAGAGACAGAAGGGAACAGAGAUGGACGACAGGGAGAGAGAACGAAAGACAGCAGCACGGAUACAGCAGUAUCGAGACGCAGAGAGGGACUUACAAAGAUACAGAGAGAGGGAGAGAAUAAGGGCAAAGGAGGAGGGAGAGAAAAAUGGAGGGAGGCCCAUGGAUGAUAAGACAGUGAGACGGAGGGAGAGAGCGAGGGAAGCGGACCCAGAUUUCAGAGAAAGGAGGAGAGAGAGGGACUCAAAGGGCAAUGACCUAUGGAGCAAAAGAGAGAGGUAUAUGGAUGGAGAGAGAGAAAGGCCAAAACUCUGGCAGGGAGAAAGGGAAGUUAGAGGGAGAGAGGGAGAUUCACAGAACUAUUCGGAUAGAGAGGGCAGGGAUGGAAGGAGGGAAGGAAAUAGAGAGGGACAGAGGGACACCAGGAGCGAGGGAGACAGUGAUGGAGAGAAGUGGAAAGAGAGAGUGAGGGAUGACAACAGAAGAGAACUGAAACAUCCGCACAGUAAAAGUGAGGGGGACAAUGAGGGGAACGCAGCAUGGGAUAGAGUGAGGGAGAAAGAGAAGGAGAGACAGAAAUGGCGAGGGGGGGAGAUGUACAGAGAGAGGGAUGGAGGGAGAGAUGCUUAUAGACAGAGAGUGAGGGACGGGGGCAGGGACAGGGAUGGAGAGAGGGACAUGGAGAAAUACAGAGAGAGGGACAGGAGAAAAGCGAGGGAAGUGGAGAGAGAGAGGGAUGGGGUGAGAGAAGGAGGCAGGCGAGAGGACGGACCAAGGGAAAGGAGGGACCCGGAGAAAGAGAGGGAGGGAACACAGCCUAAUGUAACAGGAAAGAGAGGGAAGCGGAUGGACGGAGAGAGAUUCAGAGAGAGAGACAUAUAUUCCAAGGGGGAGGAUGAAGAGAGGAGGCGCAGGGAGAAGAGAGACCGAGAGACAGAUCCCAAAAGGGAGGGAGGAGCAGACGGAGGUAGCCGAUCGCAGAGUGAGACAGCCCCAAGGGUGCCACCACGAGUCCAGAGCAGCGGAGAAUGGAGCAGUGACAUAGAGAGCGAAAGAAACAGGAGAAGAGGAAGAAACAGUCAUGAAGAGAAAGAGUCAGAGGUAGAGAAGGAUGUGGACAGGGGGCAGAGAGAGCGUAGCGAUAGAGUGAAGGGUAGAGAAGGAAGAGAGGAGGAGACGAAGCGCCCUGAGCAGCGGAAGAUGUGGUUAGAACCACAGAGGGUCAGAUAUAACAAAGACUCCUCUGUAGAGGAUGAGGUUAUAGAGAGAGACCGAGACAGGCACAUGAACAGAUGGAGAGAGAGAAGUGAAGAAGAGGACAGAUCCGUGGAACAAAGGACAGGCGGAGAAAAAGAAAGGAAGACAGAGGGAGAUGGACAAGAGGAUAGGUCAGCGGAACAAAGAAUGUCCAUAGACGGAGAGAGAGAAACUGAGAGGGAGGGAGGGAGAGAGAGGUAUUUGGAGCGAGGGACAGGGGGAGAAACAGAGAUAGAGUUAAAUGUAGAUGAAGACGAUGAGACAGAAGCCUGGAGAAGGAGUGAUAGCAGAGGAGAGGAACACCAGACUUAUAGCGAUGGAGAGAGAGAGGAACGCUGGCAGAGGGACAGGGAGACAGAGAGAGAGAAUGUGACAGAGGGUGACAGAGAGGAAGAAGGAGGAAGUGAUAGAUAUGCACACUCCGAGCGCGAGGGAGGAAGUGAGAGAGAGUGGGAAGGAGAGAGGGGUAGAAUCCCUUCCUCUGAGGACGGCUUUUUCACUGUGUCCAGCGGUGGAGAAGAGGAGUUUGAGGACUGCAAGGAAUUCUUGGAAGUUGGGAUUGCUAAUCAUGUUGCCAGGCAACCUGUUGGCUUUCAGGGGAGCGAGGGAGAGAUGGAGAGAGGUGGACGGAGAAGACAUGAAAGAGAGAGAGAAAUAACAGAAGAACGGACAGAGCAAAAGGAAGAUGCAGUGGAGGGAGAGGUGAAUGACGGAAAGGGGAAGAAGCAACCCACCUACGUGUUCUGUGUGAUUGGACAAACACUGCCCAGGUCAAUACCCAAUCAGACCGAGGUCCUGGGUGACAUGGAAUCAGAGCCGACCAAUCAAAAUCCUGGAUAUGGUCAUAGUGACAGUGGUGACAUCACACACCUCCCUCAUGAUGACCCUUCCAGAGAUGGAGACCAAGGGGCAGAGGAUGAGAGAAAAAGAGUGAGGGAUGAGAUCCACGUGCCAAAGGUGGAGAGAACAGACACAGAAGAGAGCUCCAUAGUGGAUGUCAGUCACGCCACCCUAGAACGAGAGAGCGGAGAACGACUGAAGGUCAUGGAGGAGAACCCAUACGCUGAGAUAGACCGAAGGAGGAACUCUGAGACCGAAAAACUCCUCAAAGAGUGGAGAGAAAGACAUAAAGAGUACACAGACACAAGAGAGAGGGACCCAACAGACAGAAGGAGGACAGAACCAGAGAUGGGUCCAUCAUCACACCCCAGUGGAGAGUACCUCCAGCAUGGGAUCUCUGUAGUUGACCAAGCCACCUCUGACCAGAAUAACCCUGGAGUGAUGAGCCCAGAGGAAGCUGUGGCCAUCCAGAUCCAUAUAAGUGGAGCCUGGAGCACAGAAGAGGAGGCCAAGCGCCAUUCCCAGGCCUCACACAUGAAGUGGGCCAAUGACGUAUUGAGCGAGAUCCUUGGCUGCUCGGAGGAACACGCCCUCGGCGACCCCCAGCCAGAGUCACAGGGAGGUCAAGAGGUCAGCCAGACUGAGAGAGGGACCGAGAGGGUAGAAGAGGAGAUAGAGGAAGAAAAAGACGAGACGCCAGAGGGGGGAGGAGCAUCACCCGUCUACGCCACGGUUCAUAAGCGGACGAAGUGUGGUAGGAAGUCGGUGGAGGCGGAGCUGGCUGAGCGGGAGGCAGAGCCAGGGAAGGUGGUGGAUGAGAGAGGUACAGGGGAGAAACUAGCAGACAUGCAUGCUGAGGCUCUCAAAGCUAUGCUUGGUGAUGGCGCACCCACAGACACGCAUGCUGCUAUAACCCUAGACACUACUCAUGGUGACACACCUACAGACAGACAGGGAGAGGAGGUGGAGGGUAACAAUGUGUGUACGGAGAGACAAACAGACAGUCAUAUACAUAUCCAGGUAGAGAUGGUGACAGAGGAUGAGGGUGAGAUGGAGAAAGGGGGUGAAGUUGGGGACAAGGUUCAUAUACUGGAUGCAGAGAAAGAAGCGCAUGCCCAGAAAGAGGAAGAUCUGUUUCUCUCUGUGAGCAACACCCUGUACAAACCAACCAGCUGCCCCAGCCUUAUAUACAACCCUGACUCAGAACAACCUAUUACCACCAUAGAGGAAAAGAUGGAGGAAGAAGGGGAGAAAGCGAGGACUGUGGGAGAGGGGGAAGAGAAUAGUGUGGUAGAGGGGAAGCAGGAAAGGAGGAUAGAGGAUGGGGCCGAGGACAGGGGGAAAUUGGGAGAAGCGACUGAGGAGAGGAAACUGGAAGGGGAGGCAGAGAAGAGGGUAGGAGGGGAAGAGGAGAGGAUGGGGGAGGGCAAGGAAGAGAGUAAAACAACGGGAGGUGGGGGGGUGAAGAGCACUUGUAGUUUCCAAGAUUUGGGCACCGAUGUUCGGUAUAGGAGGCGGGGGUUCCGCAAGACAACAGAAAGAAGAAACGAGGAAGAAGAAGAAGGAGGAGGAGUUGCGAGGGAUCGCAGAACGAGAAUAUUCCAUGCGUCAGGUGAGACAGACAGAAAGAGACGGAGGAAUAAAUCAAGAGAAAAGCAACUCAAUACCUAACACAGAUUAACAUUAGAAUAACCUAAUUAUGAUCUUAAUACUCAACUAAUUUCAUGAUCUCAAAUCAUCUAAUUUUGUCAACCUAACCUAACCUUUUAGAACGCCAGACAGAAGAGUUCAUACUUUUUUAUUUGAAGACUGUUAUACAAACAAACGUUAAUUCCUAGUGAUUGAUACCCACAUGAAAAAAUACUAUAGUAUACUAUGGUAUAAAUACUAUAUUAUAAACCGGGUGGAUCGAGCCCUGAAUGCUGAUUGUCUGAAAGCCGUGGUAUAUCAGACUGUCUAACACGGGUAUGACAAAAAAUUACUUUUUACUGUUCUAAUUACAUUGGUAACGAGUUUAUAAUAGCAAUAAGGUACCUCAGGGGUUUGUGGUACAAACAAGCAAGAUUUCUGGCUCUCACAGACCUGUAACUUCUUCUUUAAGAGGCCCCUCUGUCCUCCACUCAUUACCUGUAUUAAUGGCACCUGUUUGAACUUGUUAUCAGUAUAAAAGACACCUGUCCACAACCUCAAACAGUCACACUCCAAACUCCACUAUGGCCAAGACCAAAGAGCUGUCAAAGGACACCAGAAACAAAAUUGUAGACCUGCACCAGGCUGGGAAGACUGAAUCUGCAAUAGGUAAGCAGCUUGGUUUGAAGAAAUCAACUGUGGGAGCAAUUAUUAGGAAAUGGAAGACAUACAAGACCACUGAUAAUCUCCCUCGAUCUGGGGCUCCACGCAAGAUCUCACCCCGUGGGGUCAAAAUGAUCACAAGAACGGUGAGCAAAAAUCCCAGAACCACACGGGGGGACCUAGUGAAUGACCUGCAGAGAGCUGGGACCAAAGUAACAAAGCCUACCAUCAGUAACACACUACGCUGCCAGGGACUCAAAUCCUGCAGUGUCAGACGUGUCCCCCUGCUUAAGCCAGUACAUGUCCAGGCCCGUCUGAAGUUUGCUAGAGUGCAUUUGGAUGAUCCAGAAGAGGACUGGGAGAAUGUCAUAUGGUCAGAUGAAACCAAAAUAGAACUUUUUGGUAAAAACUCAACUCGUCGUGUUUGGAGGACAAAUAAUGCUGAGUUGCAUCCAAAGAACACCAUACCUACUGUGAAGCAUGGGGGUGGAAACAUCAUGCUUUGGGGUUGUUUUUCUGCAAAGGGACCAGUACGACUGAUCCGUGUAAAGGAAAGAAUGAAUGGGGCCAUGUAUCAUGAGAUUUUGAGUGAAAACCUCCUUCCAUCAGCAAGGGCAUUGAAGAUGAAACGUGGCUGGGCCUUUCAGCAUGACAAUGAUCCCAAACACACCGCCCAGGCAACGAAGGAGUGGCUUCGUAAGAAGCAUUUCAAGGUCCUGGAGUGGCCUAGCCAGUCUCCAGAUCUCAACCCCAUAGAAAAUCUUUGGAGGGAGUUGAAAGUCUGUGUUGCCCAGCGACAGCCCCAAAACAUCACUGCUCUAGAGGAGAUCUGCAUGGAGGAAUGGGCCAAAAUACCAGCAACAGUGUGUGAAAACCUUGUGAAGACAUACAGAAAACGUUUGACCUGUGUCAUUGCCAACAAAGGGUAUAUAACAAAGUAUUGAGAAACUUUUGUUAUUGACCAAAUACUUAUUUUCCACCAUAAUUUGCAAAUAAAUUCAUUAAAAAUCCUACAAUGUGAUUUUCUGGAUUUUUUUUCCUCAUUUUGUCUGUCAUAGUUGACGUGUACCUAUGAUGAAUAUUACAUCUUUUUAAGUGGGAGAACUUGCACAAUUGGUGGCUGACUAAAUACUUUUUCCCCCCACUGUAUAUGGCCAAUAUACCACAGCUAAGGGCUGUAUCCAGGCACUCCUCGUUGCGUCCUGCAUAAGAACAGCCCUUAGCUAUGGUAUAUUAGCCAUAUACCACUCCCCCUCGGGUCUUAUUGCUUAAGUAUUCACUGUAGGGUUUUUUGCAAACUUUACUGUAGUAUUCGCUCUAGUGUUUUGCGGACUACAUGGAAUACUGUAGUAUUUACUGUAGUAUACUGUAAUAUACUGUAGUAUUUACAGUUAACUAUAGUAUAAAUACUGUAGUAAAAUAACUGUAGUAUAUAAUAAAGUAAUUAAUGGAGUGUUUUAUUUCGAAUUGUAAUAUACUGUUGUAUUUACUGUAGUGUUUUUGCUGACUAGUGUUUUUGUGGACAUUACCGUAGUAUUUACUACAGUAUUUUUCUCUGGAUAAUACUGUAGUAUUUACUAUAGUAUUCUACAGUAUACUACAACAUUCUAUAGUAAGUACUACACAUGAUCGAGGGAUACUACAGUGUGUAGUAUAGUAUUCUACAGUUUAUUACAGAAUUGUAUCGUAAGUAAUGUAGUAUUCUAUAGUAAACUGUAGUAUUUUUUCAUGUGGGAUUUCACAGAAAUCUUAAGGAGAUCCAACCUCUGAUGCUAACUAACCCAACCUUACCACAACUGUGGACUUCUGUUUUGCCGUUUAAAUUUCCUUUAAUCUUGAAUUGUGAAUUUCUCAUCAGUUCAUUAUGAGGAGACUUACAAGAAACUGCCAUCACCUGAGUCACUGACAUGAGAAGGGGGCAGGAGAAAGGGAGGAGGAAAGUGGAGUUGGGGACAGUGUGGCAAUUCCAGAAUCUCGCAAUAAAUAGGCUGGGUUAGAGUGUCUGGAACCAUUACUCAUUCUUCUUCCUUGACUCUUCUAUCUAUUCUAUCCCAGCUCUGUCUUCACUUCAGUACGUUCUGUCUAGAGAGGAGCGCAGCUAGGGGAGUUUAGCAAACAAACUAAUCCUUGUUUCUGUAACAAAACCUGCUCUGCCUGUACUGUUCUGAGCCAAAGUAUAUUACAUUAUUGGGUUAUGUUGCUCUAUCUCUCUGGACUACACUGGAACCAAUAUGUUCUGCUUCCAGUUGAUGAUGAGGAGGAGGUGAGCUUCAACUGGGGAGACGUGGACCUGAGGUGAGUAGAAGAUAGGAGGGGGAGGGAGGGGGCAUAUGUUAUGUUAGUGCACUGGGCUACCACAGUGACAUUGCAUUUUUAUUACAUUGUCAUAUUUUAUGGCCACUUGCCAUGUAUAGAGUCAGUCUGCCAUUUAACCCUAACACUAGGCUGUGUUAGUGCCUGAGUUAAAAGAGUAGAGAUAAAAUGCACCACACUACUUCUGUAGAUGAAGUGUUGACGAUUCCCUGUCCUGACUCCUGCCUCUCCCUCUGUACAGGAAUGUCACGAAUACCAUCGGAAUGGCUAGGAGGAACUCCAAAUUUUACAGUGAGUAUCUCUGCUCUACCUCUCUUUUCUCUCCUUCAUCCCUGUGGCACUCACAUGCACUUUCACACAUCCACUUCUCUGAAAUGUAUUUUAUAUGUAUUAAUAUUAGUUCAAUAGCACCUUGUAUGCUACAAUGAGCAGAGAGAGCUAGUCUGUGUUUAUGGCUAUGUGGGUAUGGAAUCUGUGAAGGCACAUUUAUUUCUAGGUUAACUACGCUCCUUGUAAUUUGAAAUGAAAAAGUCAGUAAAAUCAAACAAGAUACUUCCACAGACAGAUUUCAUCUACCAGUAAAGGUGCUGUUAAUGAAACGUGUCCACAGACAGAUUGAAUCUGGGACUAGAUAUGACUGUAUAGCAGUGUACUGUGAGUCCCUAGACAGACUUCUUCCUGUGAAUGGCUUACUCAUGUAUACAGUGCAUGCUUGAUCCCUUUCUGUAUUUUCCCAGAUUAUUUUCCAGUUCAAACAUGUUGUAGUUUUCCUCCAUGGAACCUAUAAACUGUAGGGUUUCAUUUUCAGUUCUGCUUCCAACCCAAUAAUUUAAACAUACCAAAAUUGCAGCAGGUUUGCAGGCCUAUGAGUCAAUGUGUAAUUGUAUGAAAUGGGGCAGUUGUGUGUGUGUGUGUGUGUGUGUGUGUGUGUGUGUGUGUGUGUGUGUGUGUGUGUGUGUGUGUGUGUGUGUGUGCGCACACUCCAGGGCCACAGGCAGGUUUGUACAGGUAUUCAUAUCUCUUUACUCCAAUAAAAACCAGCUGCCGCUGCUAUAACAUAACAUUCCAAGAAGUGUAUGUAGGGGGAAUGUAAAAUGUAAACCAUACACUCUGGCUAACCCACUUCUCUGUCUCUCUCUACCUUUCCCUCUCUUGAUAUUUCUCCCCUAACUCUGUUUUUCUUCUCACUGUCCUCUUACUGUCUUCCACUUUGUCCUUUGCUCUCUUUCUCUGCCACUCUCUCACUCGUCCUCUUCAUCUAUACCCAUUCUGUCCCUGUCUUAACUUUUCUCUCUCUCUUACUCUACUCAUCUCUCUCUUCCCCUCUCUUUGCCUCCCCUCCACCUCUCCUCCUUUCUCUCUCUUCCCUCUACCUCCUCUUCCCCCUACCUCCUUUCAGAUUCCCAGCUCUACCAGCAGUACAGUGAGACGGCUCAGAACAGGGAGAUCCUUAGUCAGUCUUGCUCUGACACCCUCUCCAUCUACGAGGAGCUCCCUGUCCCCCUGUCCCCCGUACCCUCCUCCCUGGCCCCCUCGCUCCCUCCUGCCCGCAGACCCUUACCCUGUCUCCCCCCAGUCAUCCACCCCCACUCUCUGUCCCACUCUGGCUCUACGUCCAGUGGCACCAGCGCCAAGUUCCUGCCCCUACCACAGCCGCCCCAGGCCCGCCCGGCCACGCCGGCCCCCCCAGCCAGGCCUUCCUCUCCCCGCCUCUCCAUCUCCCUCACCCAGUCCCCAAGCCUGUGGCAGGAGAUCCCUGAGGUCAGGAACAGUGCUAAGUUUGGGGAGCUGACUGAAGACCAGAGACGCCUGCAGGAGGUAAACAAAAACUAACACAGCAGGACAACAGUUGACCCUUCAACCAGCGAUGUCGAUGAUGACAUUUGCCAGUUGCCUAGUAGCUAAUGUUGAUUUUCUGGAGCCUGGAUCUGUGGGUUCUCGGGGUAGUUGGAACAGUGCUUGUAAUCUCCCCCUCUCCUACCACUCCUCUUUUUUUCUUCUUCCUGUCAGGUGCAGUUUGAGGUUGUAACUUCGGAAGCGUCGUACUGUCGUAGUCUGGACAUCGUGGUGGACCACUUUGUCAAGUCUAAGCAGCUCGGGGAGCUGUUGACUACUCAGGACAGGAACUGGCUGUUCUCCAGGCUGGCCGACGUCCGAGCCAUCAGCCACAGGUGAGAGGACUGGGACUUAUUUGUUUGUUCCUCAAACUAGCAAACCUACAGGCUGAAGGUCAUGGGCUCUCUCUAAGCCCCUCUUUCUCUUUUUCUGUCAACGUUUACCUCAUAGUCUUUCUCUGUAUUUGUUGUUCUCUUAGUUUUCUGUUGAAGCUGGAAGAGAGGGUGGAAUCUGAUAUGAUGCACUUCACCGUGUGCGACAUCAUCGCUCGCCACUGUCAACGCUUCAAGAAGGUCUACGUGCCCUACCUCACCAACCAAUCAUAUCAGGAUGCCACUUACCAGAGACUCAUGUGAGUCCUCCCCCACUGUUCACUGAUUGGACAGACUCUUUCUGACAGACUCUUUGUAUUACUGCACAUUUAUAUGUGUUUACGUUGACUUACAAACAGCACAUCACAUUAUUUCUCUCUCUCUCUCUCUCUCUCUCUCUUUAUCUCUCUCUCUCUCUCUCUCUAUCUGCCUUGCAGGGAUGAGAACCAAGGGUUCAGGCGGGUAGUGGAGAAGUUGGAACGCAGUGCAGUGUGUCAGCGUCUUCCUCUUCGCUCCUUCCUCAUCCUCCCCUUCCAGAGGAUCACACGAAUCAAGCUCCUUGUGCAGGUGUGUGUGUGUGACUGUUUCUGUACGUGUGUGUAUGUUUUAAGUGCACAAUCUAAGUAUGUGACUCCUUAUAAUCCUCUCUUCAACACGGUCUCAUUCUCCCCUUCUCAAUCUCUCUCAUUCCCUCCAUUUCUCUUUGUCUUUUUAUCUCAGAACAUUGUGAAGAGAACAGCCCAAGACACAGAGGAGGAGGUCCAGGCCAUCAAAGCUAUGAAGCUACUGGAGAGGGUAUGUAACCCCACCCCCCUCCCCUCCUUCUGGUGGUGCACUGUUACAUGAUGUAGCCAAGAGAUAACACACUUGUUAACCAUCUCUCUUCUCUCCCUCUGUCCUUCAGUUGAUCCAGGAGAGCAAUGAUAGUAUUACUCAGAUGAAGAGCAUUGAGUCGCUGGUCUCUCUCAGUGCCAGAGUGGACUUUGAAUGCAGGGUGAGUAAUAAACUACAUCUGCCAUGAUCCCCUGCUUUACAUGCUGUCCCUUGAACAUAUCUGUGUUGAACUGAUCACAAUAACAAGUUACAAUACAAGUACAGCAGCAAGCUUUAACCGAGUUUAACGUAUGUGUGUUGUAGACUCUCCCCCUGGUCAGUCAGUCUCGUAGGCUGGUGAGAGAGGGACCAGUGACUGAGAUGAUGGAUUUCUCUCUAAGGGAGACAGAGAGGAGUGUCUACCUGCACCUCUUCAAUGACUACCUGCUGCUGUCACUGCACAAAGAGUGAGUCCCCUCAGACAACAAUCAAAGCAAACCAAGCAUUAGGAAAUCUAGACUGAUAUCACUUUUUAUUGAUACGUUUUUCAAUGUUCUCAUCAUUGGGCAUUAUUAACUCUCCUCUCCACUCCUUUUCUCCUCCCUCGCUCUAGAGGGGGCAGGUUCACGGUGAUAGACCAUGCUCCAGUGUCAGAGCUGCGUGCUGAGAACUGUCGGGUCAAACUGCACUCUCUACAGAAGAACCUGUUCCGACUCUACCUCAACAAGAAAGCCCUGCUACUUAGCACCGACACACAGUAAGACAGAGAGGGUUGUGUGUGUGUGAGUGUGUGCCUGUGCGUGUGUUACAAAGAGUGAGAGUAAUGUAAUCCACAGGUGUGUCUAAAAAGUGUGUUUUCUUGUGAUCUUUCAGAGGUGACAAACUGCGUUGGAUCUCAGCUGUCUCCAGGCCCCAUCCUGUUAUUGACUACUCUGCAGCACAAGGUGGGUAAAAAUGGCUAUAUUGCCAUCCAGCCUAGCAUGGCCAGACAGUAGUGAUAUCUUGACCCUCAUGACCCUGCUGUAUUUGACCUCUGACCCUCUCUCCCACUCACAGACUUCACACAGAUGCAGUGCAUCCGAGCCUUCGUUGCCCACCAAUCAGACGAGCUGUCCCUGGAGAAAGCUGAGGUCAUUCUGGUCCACCAGCAGAGCAGCGACGGUAAGGAGGACAGAACCACCCACUCCCUGAUUGGUUGUGGGAAUACACAACAUCUCCAUACCUCAGUGUUUUUGUGUGCUGAAAAUGUGUUACUUUUUUAGUUGCUUUUUCUUAAAACUCUUUCCCUUCUCUCCCUCCUCUUUCCUCUCCCCCUCUUUCUCCCCGUUUCCCUCUCUCGCUCUCCCUCUCUAUCUCAAUCUAUAUCUCUCGCUCUCUCUCUCUCUCUCUCUCUCUCUCUCUCUCUCUGUCGUUCCUCAGGUUGGGUGGAGGGGACCAGGCUGUCAGACAGACACAGAGGAUGGACUCCUGAGUCCCAUUUGGAAACCAUAGCCAGCCUCAGGGUCCGACAGCGCAACCUGCUGGAUGCUCUCAAAAUUACCACAGCCACGGCUGCAAUAUGACCAACCAACCACUGCCUGACUGCACUGGGGGAAUCCCAGUCACUGUGUAUCAAUGGAGUGGAGUUACUGUGGUCCUGUGGAUUUGGACAGUGGAUGAAACAUAGUGUUUCAGACUGGAGUUGUCCCUCCCGGCCUCACCCUGCUUAUUGGGGAUGAACGGCAAGGGGAUGAAUGGCUUUAGAGGGGGUGCCUUAGACGGGGGUGCCUUAGAGAGAGGCACUGGACUGACAUGAAUACCUGUAACACUUACAGGAGUGCCAACGUAAAUAGUUGGAAGGCUUUUGGAGGUGCCUGGGAGUGUCUAGGGUAGCCUUGUAAAUCAAACCCUGGCAAUGAUAGUCGAUGGACUGCUACAGGCUGUAUUGGAAAUCAGCCAUCUAUGACUGUAAAUACAUGGUACGAUACACCAUGUCAGUGGACGGGAGUGUUUUGCAAUAGAGGUUAUAUUAAAGGGAAAUUUGUCUUUAAAUAAAAUGUUUCUAUAUAUUCAGGUCAAUUUAUUAUUUGUGUUUAUUACAAAGAUUUUCAUAAAUUACUUUUAUGGUGGGUACUUAUUGGAUGACGACUCAAACUGAAUUAUUCCACUGCUCUAUGUUCGCUACAUACUU